AUAUGAUUGCCGGUUCUGAAAUCAGGCUCUGAGAAGGAGAGGCGCUCCCCAUGUGGCACGGGCUGUGGGCGCGGAGUCGAGGGUGAGCGUGUUAGGUUCAGUGUCUCGCGCGUGCGGUUCACAUGUGAGGGCCCUUCCUUUGGGUUUUAAAUGGGGAAAAAAUCAACGUGGCUGCUUGUCUGUGGAAAGAAAGCCCAUUGAAGUGUCCCGGAGCCAGCGUGGAAAGCCCCUCCGUGGGUACCUCCCUUACAGGGGGUGGGACAGUCUUGAAGACGCAGCUGUGGUGUGGAAAUAUGAAUCUCUUACCUAAGAGCUCCAAGGAGUUUGGCUCCGUUGACUAUUGGGAGAAGUUCUUCCAGCAGCGCGGAAAGAAAGCUUUCGAGUGGUAUGGGACUUACCUGGAACUGUGCGGGGUGCUGCACAAAUACAUGAAGCCCCGGGAAAAGGUGCUGGUGAUUGGGUGUGGUAACUCAGAGCUCAGCGAGCAGCUGUACGACGUGGGCUAUCAGGAUAUUGUGAACAUUGACAUCAGUGAGGUUGUCAUCAAGCAAAUGAAGGAACGCAAUGCCAACAGACGGCCCCAGAUGAGCUUCUUGAAGAUGGACAUGACACAGAUGGAGUUUCCUGAUGCCUCUUUCCAGGUGGUGUUGGACAAGGGCACCCUGGAUGCUGUCCUGACAGAUGAGGAGGAGAAGACCCUGCAACAGGUGGACAGGAUGCUGGCUGAGGUUGGCCGUGUCCUGCAGGUGGGCGGUCGCUACCUCUGCAUCUCCCUGGCUCAGGCUCACGUCCUGAAGAAAGCAGUGGGUCACUUCUCCAGGGAGGGGUGGAUGGUCAGGGUGCAUCAGGUGGCCAGCAGCCAGGACCAGGUGUUGGAAGCAGAGCCUCGGUUUCCCCUGCCUGUCUUUGCCUUCAUCAUGACCAAGUUCAGGCCAAUCCCUGGCUCUGCCCUUCAGAUCCUUGAGCUGUGCGCUCAGGAGCAGGGCAAGCCUGUGCGGCUGGAGAGUGCUGAGCGGCUGGCCGAGGCAGUGCGGGAGCGUCAGCAGUAUGCCUGGCUGUGUAGCCAGCUGUACCGCAAGGCCGGGCUGGGGAGUGUGUCCCUGGACUUGUGCAAUGGGGACACGGGGGAGCCACGCUACACCCUCCACGUGGUGGACAGCCCCGCCGUGAAACCAUCGCGGGACAAUCAUUUUGCCAUUUUCAUCAUCCCCCAGGGUCGGGAGACCGAGUGGCUCUUUGGCAUGGAGGAGGGCCGGAAGCAGCUGGCGGCCAGCGCUGGCUUCAGGAGGCUGAUCACAGUGGCCCUGCACCGAGGUCAGCAGUACGAAGGCAUGGACAGCAUCCAGGCCGAGCUAUCGGCCAGAGUCAUGGAGUUGGCCCCGGCCGGGAUGCCCGCCCAGCAGCAGGUGCCUUUCCUGUCUGUGGGUGGAGACAUCGGGGUGCGGACCAUUCAGCACCAAGACUGCAGCCCUUUGAGUGGCGACUACGUCAUCGAGGAUGUGCAGGGGGAUGACAAGUGCUUCUUCCGGCGGCUCAUCUUCCUCAGCAACAGGAACGUGGUGCAGUCAGAAGCCAGAUUGCUGAAGGGUGUGUCUCACAGAGUCCAGAAGAAGCGGAAAAAGGACAGGAAGAAGCAGUGGCCGGCUGGUACUCCAGAAGAGCCCCCUGCAGCCCCGGGGCAGUCCAUCGAUAAGAGCUACCUGUGCUGUGAACACCACAAAGCCAUGAUCGCCGGCCUGGCCUUGCUGAGAAACCCCGAGCUGCUCCUAGAGACCCCGCUGGCAUUGUUGGUGGUAGGCCUGGGCGGGGGCAGCCUCCCCCUCUUCGUCCACGAUCAUUUCCCAAAGUCCCGUAUCGAGGCUGUGGAGAUCGACCCGUCCAUGUUGGAAGUGGCCACCCAGUGGUUUGGCUUCUCCCAGAGCGACCGGAUGAAGGUCCACAUUGCAGAUGGCCUGGACUAUAUUACCAGCCUAGCGGGACGAGAAGCACGGCCUCAGUACGACGUGAUAAUGUUUGAUGUGGACAGUAAGGACCCAACACUGGGAAUGAGUUGUCCACCCCCAGCGUUUGUGGACCAGCCCUUCCUGCAGAAGGUCAAGAGCAUCUUGACUCCUGAAGGUGUCUUUAUCCUCAACCUCGUGUGCCGAGACUUGGGGCUAAAGGACUCAGUGCUGGGUGGGCUCAAAGCGGUGUUCCCCCUCCUGUAUGUCCGGCGCAUCGAGGGGGAAGUGAAUGAGAUUCUGUUCUGUCAACUGCACCCCGAGCGGAAACUUGCCACACCAGAGCUCUUGGACAUGGCCCAGGCCUUGGAGCAGACCCUGCGGAAGCCAGGGAGGGGUUGGGAUAGCACCUAUGUCCUGUCUGAUAUGCUCAAGACGGUGAAGAUUGUGUGAUCGCUGGCCUCUCAGCCUCCUGCCUGCCUGACCUUGAACUCCUGGCCUGCCAGAGAUUGACGAAAUAGAACCCACAAUACUUUUUAAGCCUCGUAUUUUUCUUGGUUUCAUACUCGGCUGCAUGGGACCUUCAGCCUGGUGAAGUUGCCUGGAGAGCUGGGAAAAUAAAACGUUCUUCCUGUGCUGCCCUCUUCAGUA
Molecule: messenger RNA, 2591 nt
Organism: Eptesicus fuscus (big brown bat)
Lineage: Eukaryota; Metazoa; Chordata; Mammalia; Chiroptera; Vespertilionidae
Gene: METTL13
Product: methyltransferase 13, eEF1A lysine and N-terminal methyltransferase
Exons: 8
Coding region: 294-2393 (699 amino acids)
Source: RefSeq, a predicted model, not a curated record